AAUCUGCCUCAUCAAAGAAUAUAAGCCAGAAGGCAUCCAAAAAAAAACCAACGAUUUGGCGGAAACCUGCAACUUCAGUGCCGUUUACUCACCCAGAAUUAUUAGCAUCUUUGAAAGGACACUCAGGAUCUCUCACAAGUGGUGGCUUCUCUUCAAAUGGCAAGCAUUUUAUUUCAGCAGCUGAUGUUGGAAGUGGCGGACGCUUUGAUCCUGGUGGAAGAUUUGGGAAGGUGAACUGUAAUUUCAUUCUGGAGCACACCAUGGACUUGUGCAUGUCUGAAGUUGGCAGUAGUAACAGCAGCAGCAGCAGCAGCAGCAGCAGCAACAGCAGCUUGGAGGAGGUUGACACUUCAUCUGUUAGCAGCAGCAGUCACAUUGCCACCAGUAACGCCCCUUCGGACACAGAAGACUGUUUGAUGGCAUCCCAUAAUUUCAAAAUGUCUCGGAGACAACGUAAGAAUAAGAACAAGAAAUGUAAAGGUCAAGGAAUUGUGUCUUGCAGUCAAGGUGGGGCAUCAAAGGUUGGUAGCCAAAGUACCCAAGUGCUCUUCGACACACUUGACAUGACAGAGGACCAGCUCUAUGAGUUCUUACUUCCACUCUGUUGUGGGAUGGAGGACAGAGUGCUUAAUGGCUACCCUUAUGUUACCAAUCAUGGUGUAUUUGUAUUCAAAGCAAUUGGAUAUACUACAUUAGCUGGAGUAUUAAGCGGGGGUUGUGAACUUGUGAGUGCUGAAAUGAAUAAGAUGCAAGAGGCAGAUAUUCACAAAAUUGUUGAUGUUGGCAUUGCUGAUUAUUCUGAACCAGAAUCUCUUGAUGAGAGUAACAGUGACAGCUACCAUGAUGACUGCCAGGAAACUUCCUCAGGUAUUAGUACAGAUAGCAAAGAUAGUGGUGAUUAUGAGACUCUAUAUACUAAUAGUGACAUGGAUGUGAAUUUCUGCACGAACUUUGAUACUAAUUUUACAUGUGAAAGGGAAAGCUUUGGAAAUUUUAAACUUAUUGAAAAAUGUAAGAGAUGUAAGCAAACCUUUGAUGUAAUGGAUAAUGGAAGUAGAGCAUGUCAGUAUCACCCCAAGAAAGUGACAAUAAGGAAAGAUGGCCAGCUACAUUAUUUGUGCUGUAACAAGAUGAAAGGAGUACAAGGAUGUACCAGAGUUCCCAUGCAUGUGUAUCAUAAUUUAAAGUUAGGUGUAAAUGGUCCUUUGGAUGGGUUUAUUCCUACAAGAGGAGGAGGAGGAAAAAAAGUACUGGGUUUAGAUUGCGAGAUGGUCUUCACCACAGAGGGAUUUGAAUUGGCAAGAGUUACCUUGGCAAGUAUUACUGGAAAUGUAUUACUAGAUCUCUAUGUAAAGCCCAUGGGGCAGGUGUUUGAUUACAAUACACAAUUCUCUGGCAUUACUGCCAGACACAUGAAUCAAGCUCUGUUGUUUACAGAAGCUCGUGAAAAGAUAUUGAAUCUGGUGUCAGGUUCAACCAUCCUUAUUGGUCACAGUCUUGAAGGUGACCUAGCAGCUCUCCGUAUGGUUCACCGCAAUGUUAUAGACACUGCCUUAUUCUUCAAGGCUCCACAAAAUUCUCAGUCAGUAGGGCCAGUUGUAAAUAAGCAGUCAUUGAAGUCAUUGGUGAAGAGAUAUCUUGGGCGAGAUAUUCAAAAAAAUGGAUGUAGGGGGCAUGACAGUCUGGAGGAUGUUACUGCUGUUUUGGAUUUAGUUCUUAAUUAUUUACUAGAUUCUCUCAAAAUUUCUAAAGUGGCACCAUUACCAGUUGCACUUCAAAAUGUGAUGUGAUUCCACUUUAAUCAUUUUUAAAUAGUAGUUAAUGGUUAUGCUCUGGGAAUCAUUAAAUGAUCAUAUCACAUACUGUGCCUUAUGUACUUGAGGUUGCCUCUCAAGUUUGCUUAACACAUGUUAAAAUGCUCGUCUGUUUUCUUUGCUCAAAGCUAUUUCCUUUUAUAAUAAAUUAUGAGUGCAAAACAGUUAGAAAUGCUUGUUUAGUUUAUGUAGAUAUUACCAGGUGAAGUGCUUGUAUGCUGGUGUAAUUGAGUUUUUUUUAUUUUAUUAGCAUGAGGUAGAAUGCAAAAUGAAUGAAUGAUCAAGUUGUGUAUAUAUAAUUUUUAACAUUUUUAAGUUGGCUAGGAACUUGCAUGGCAGCUUACUUUUGUGUAAGGUUUUGUUGUGGUUGUGAUUCAUCUAGAUAGGUAGUAUUGUAGUUAAUAUUUUACAAUGUAUAGUUUACUACAUUUCAUAAAAGCUAAUUGAGAUUCCUUAUGCAGAGAAAAUGUCUUUGAUAGUGACAGCCUGUGUGUGUGUGUGUGUGUGUGUGUGUGUGUGUGUGUUGCACUUAGUAAUAGCUGUGAUAAUUUUCA
Molecule: messenger RNA, 2368 nt
Organism: Cherax quadricarinatus
Lineage: Eukaryota; Metazoa; Arthropoda; Malacostraca; Decapoda; Parastacidae
Cellular component (GO): nucleus
Molecular function (GO): exonuclease activity; nucleic acid binding
Source: RefSeq, a predicted model, not a curated record